Eleginops maclovinus (Patagonian blennie) is the source of this 2698-nucleotide messenger RNA. RefSeq names its product early growth response protein 2b-like. Gene Ontology annotation, molecular function: RNA polymerase II cis-regulatory region sequence-specific DNA binding; DNA-binding transcription factor activity, RNA polymerase II-specific. Bases 67 to 1257 code for a protein of 396 amino acids. Gene Ontology annotation, biological process: regulation of transcription by RNA polymerase II. The transcript has 2 exons. NCBI's taxonomy places the organism in Eukaryota, Metazoa, Chordata, Actinopteri, Perciformes, Eleginopidae. The record is from RefSeq and is a predicted model, not a curated record.
GGAGAGGCAAAAUGAGGAGGCAGAGAAGUGGAUUUAAAUAUUAGUUUGACUCGCCUGAUAUUGAUAAUGGCUGCUAGAAUAGCGGAGGAGAUGUCCGUGUCUCUGAGCAGUUUUGUGGAUAACAUUCAUCUCAAAGAUGUUUACACUGCGGAGGGGUCGAUGGUUUUUAAAGAGGAGGAUGUAGGGGAGGAAGAGGAGGAGGAGGACAGCGGUGAUCUCCUGUUUGAGGGGAAGAGCACACCUGAGCUGUCUCUGCACGGAGACUUGGCGCACUACGUGGCAACUUUACGCACGCACCCCUUGGCGUUGACCGGCAAGUUCUCGGUGGAGUCUCGAGGCGCAGGAGGCCCGUGGACACCGGGGGGCGUCAUCAACGUGAUCAGCGCUGACAUCGCUGCCCCGGGGCCGGAUACGUGCUCAGAAUCUCCAGAUAUUUACGCAAGAGGAGACGAAGCGGAGGACGACACCAUGGCGCACGGCCAGCCGGACAUCAGCCACAUGUACGCGCCCCCUCACCACCACCCCCACCCUCACCCUCAUCCGGCCCCUUCCUACUCCUGCAACGGGGACAUGUACCAGGAGCAGCCGGCAGGGGGCUACCUGGCCACAUCCACCUGCUCGUUGUCCUACCACCCGCCCCCAAACUACAGCUCUGUGCCAAAACCGAGUGUGGACGGCGCGCUGCUCUCCAUCAUGCCGGACUACGGAGGCUUCUACCCUCAGAGCUGCCAGAGAGACCUCCAGGCGGCUUUCUCUGAGAGAAAAUCCCUCCCUUACCCUCUGGACUCCCUCAGGGUGCCUCCCCCUCUCACUCCCCUAAACACCAUCAGGAACUUUACGCUCGGCGCGCCCUCUGGGGCCGCAGAUGGCCCCAUGGCUGCUGCUUUCCCGAACCACCAGAGCCUCCCUCUCAGACCCAUUUUGAGACCCAGGAAGUACCCGAACAGACCCAGCAAGACACCCGUGCACCAGAGGCCGUACCCCUGCCCGGCGGAGAGCUGCGACCGCCGGUUCUCCAGGUCUGACGAACUGAGCCGGCACCUGCGAAUCCACACCGGCCACAAGCCCUUCCAGUGCCGCAUCUGCAUGAGGAACUUCAGCCGCAGCGACCACCUGACCACCCACAUCCGCACACACACCGGAGAGAAGCCGUUCUCCUGCGACCAGUGCGGGAGGAAAUUCGCCCGGAGCGACGAGAGGCGGAGGCACAUGAAGAUCCACCUCCGGCAGAGGGAGAAGAAGUCCUCCACGGCCUGAUCCUCGCUGCGCAUGCGCGAAACUCCUUAACGUAAACUUUCUGCUCCUGCUGACACUGUCUGUGUGCAAAAAGAGCCCAAAUCCUAUUCAGUAGACUAAGUUAUUCUCAGAAAAAACAUGGAAGGAAUAUCUUUGGAAGCCAUAUCUUUUAAAAAUAAUCAGGGAGAACCAGAGUCCACAAUGAUGUGCUGGGUCAUGCAUUCAGUAUUUAUAUAAAACAUAAUUCCUCACUUAUCAGUCAGUGGUUCAAACUAUUCACAGAAAUGCCCAAACGAAGCUAUAAAAUCUCAGAAACAUUAUGAAAAUACCCAAUACUAUUUUUUUUAACAUCAAUCAAAUAUCAAAGGCUGAUUAUUUAUUUUAUAUUUCUUCUUAAUUUGUCAGAAAUAUAUAUGGAGUUUGGCUUGCUUUAGUGCUCUGUGGCAAGGCAUUGUGUCUACUACUGUAUCUGUUUCAUGUUCUCAGGGAUUCAAUUACAAUUCAGCCACAGAAAUCCUGCAAGUCAGCUUUCAGAUGGUUUGGUUUCCGUUAAAUGCACAAAAUAAUCUGUUAAUUUCUGAAAAAUACACGAAAUCCCUUUGGUGUCAGAGAGGACAGUUAAAUAUUUUCCACAUUUUUUCGGCAGCAUUUUUGUGAAUUAUUUAGGAUAAUCUCAUCUCUGAAUGGCACACUUGUACAUUUCCUAUCCUCUCCUCCACUGUUAAAUAGUAGCUACAUCAUAAAUAAUGACUAUAUGAAAAGAUAUUGAAGUGUAAAGACUUCUUGCAGGGUUUACAUGAGACAAAUACACACAGAUGAUAUUUGGUAUUGUUGUGAUGACACUGAAUAUGUCUGAUGAUGCUUAUUUGUUAUUUGAUAUUGAUAUAAAACAGAUGGCAAACAGAAAAUACAUUCAAUAUUUUAGUAAAACACUUUUUAAAGGCGGGAUGCAGCAAAAUGAAGCUUUUUUAACCUGUUUUUGUAUAUUAAAAAUGUUAACAUAAUGGUGUUUCAUUCACCUGAUGAAAGGUCGACUGGUGUUUUCCAUGCAGCAGGAUUUUGAGAGAUUAUAGCCGGAUAAUCUGAUUUAUUUUUGGUUAUAUUUUAUAUUUCUGGAUGUGUUCAGGUGUAUGCACAGACCUGGGGAUACUUGUGAAGAUUCAAAAAGCAUUUCUACCUGAUGAAUGUGAGAGGAAGAAGAAGAAAGAGAGUUACUGGACAAAUAAAAGUUGUUGUGGUUUUGUGUUUUAUAUUUUUUAUGCAAACAAGUCGAGCACUAAAGCUUUUAUUCUGCUGGACCGAUGCUUCUUGUCAAUGCAAAUAAAUGUGGACUUGUCGAGUUGCUGCUCUUUAUUUUGUGUCAAAUAUAAAUAAUUAAACUUCUGGAUGUUUUGGUCACAUGCUCUUUUGAUGCAGGUUUUGUUUGGGCCCGAUUUCCCAUUUUUAUGACCUCUUCAUACCC